Molecule: messenger RNA, 1608 nt
Organism: Exophiala bonariae
Lineage: Eukaryota; Fungi; Ascomycota; Eurotiomycetes; Chaetothyriales; Herpotrichiellaceae
Exons: 11
Coding region: 1-1608 (535 amino acids)
Biological process (GO): carbohydrate transport; transmembrane transport
Cellular component (GO): membrane
Molecular function (GO): carbohydrate:proton symporter activity
Source: RefSeq, a predicted model, not a curated record
AUGGGUUUCCUCAACAAGCCUGCCGAUGUUCCAGGCUCAGCAGCCCCUGCCAUCAUCAUCGGCGCAUUUGUUGCCUUUGGUGGUGUGCUUUUCGGGUAUGACACCGGCACGAUUGGCGGUAUCUUGGCCAUGAAAUACUGGCGUAACCUCUUCUCGACUGGAUACAAAAACCCCAAGGAUGGCCUUCCGGAUGUAGAUGCGAAUCAGACUUCGGAAAUCGUGUCGAUUCUCUCUGCUGGAACUUUCUUUGGUGCUUUGCUGAGCGCACCAGUUGCUGAUAUGAUUGGCCGUCGCUGGGCCAUGAUCUUUCACAGUUUUGUGUUCACCUUUGGCGUCAUCCUGCAGACCGUUGCCACCGCGAUUCCCCUUUUCGUCGCAGGUAGAUUCUUUGCUGGACUAGGUGUGGGUCUUCUAAGUGCGAAUAUUCCCCUGUACCAAUCGGAGACCGCACCAAAAUGGAUUCGAGGUGCAAUUGUUGGGUGUUACCAAUGGGCUAUCACAAUCGGUCUGCUCCUCGCAGCUGUGGUGCUGAAUUCAACCAAAGAUCGAAAUGAUACUGGAAGCUACCGUAUCCCUGUUGCGGUACAAUUCGCCUGGGCAAUUAUCUUGGUUGUUGGAAUGCUCAUCCUUCCUGAAACACCUCGUUAUCUGAUCAAGAAGGACCGUCAUGCAGACGCGGCAAAGGCGCUUUCUCGGCUCCGUCGCCUCCCAAUCGACCACCCUGCUCUGGUUGAGGAGCUUGCAGAAAUUCAGGCAAACCAUCAAUACGAGAUGGCCCUGGGCACUGCCUCUUAUCUGUCUCUUCUCAAACCACCGAUUCGAAAGAGACUUUUCACCGGUAUCGGACUUCAAGCUCUUCAGCAGCUGACCGGUGUCAACUUCAUUUUCUACUAUGGAACAACCUAUUUCAAGAGCGCAGGCAUCAACAAUCCAUUUACGACCAGUGUCAUUACCUGCGUUGUCAAUAUUUGCAGCACUGUUCCUGGGCUCUACCUGGUCGAGAAAUGGGGUCGACGCCCUCUUUUGAUGUUUGGUGCCAUCGGCAUGAGUAUCUCUCAAUUGAUAGUUGCGAGUGUUGGCACCGCUCGACCUGGCGAACCAGCAGCCAGUAACGCUCUUAUCGCAUUCGUUUGUAUUUACAUCUUCUUCUUUGCCUGCAGCUGGGGACCAUGUGCAUGGGUUGUUACCGGCGAGAUCUUCCCCCUGAAGGCACGAGCAAAGGGACUAUCGAUCACCACCGCCUCCAACUGGCUGCUCAACUGGGCGAUUGCUUAUGCAACCCCAUAUUUGGUCAACCCAGGCGAGGGCAAUGCCAAUCUUGGAUCUAAAGUCUUCUUCCUCUGGGGAGGGUUCUGUUGCAUCUGCAUGGCUUUCGUUUACUUCUUCAUCUAUGAAACCAAAGGUCUCUCCCUCGAACAAGUCGAUGAGCUUUACGCCAAGGUGUCACAAGCUCGCCACUCAAAAGGAUUCGUACCUACUGUCAACUUCGUGGACGUGAAGGGGGAGAUGGGAGAUGGAGACGUCCGAAGAGCCACUCUCGCCGACUUGGAGCAAUCUGCUGUGCGCCGCAAGAGUUCCGCUGGUGUCCACCAUGAGUACAAGUCAUGA